AGGAAGCUGGUGCAGGGUCCGUACCGCCCCGGCGGGGCUCCGAUGGGGGCUUUUACUACCGGAAGCACCUUGUACACACACGCACACACACACUCCUCCGACCCUGGUUUUCCCUCGGUGACCGCUCGGGGUCCGGGCAGCUCCGCCCCCGGGGAAGCCGCACCCUCAGCGGCAGGAAAUAAAUCUCCGCCCCUGGCACUGUGCUGCGCAAUUCCAGCCGCUUUCUCUAGCUGGUGGAUUCCACGAACUCUUAAGCUUCAGGAUGGUUCAUGCUAAGACCUGGAUCCUGAAGAAGCACUUUGAAGGCAGCCCUACUAAUAGUAACUUUGAGUUGAAGACAGUUGAACUCCCACCCUUAAAAAAUGGAGAGGUCUUGCUGGAAGCUUUGUUCCUCACCGUGGAUCCUUACAUGAGAAUAGCGGCGACAAAAUUGAAGGAGGGUGAUGUGAUGAUGGGGCAACAAGUGGCCAGAGUUGUGGAAAGUCAAAACUCAGCCUUUCCAACAGGAACUAUUGUACUGGCCCAUUCAGGCUGGACAAUGCAUUCCAUUUCUGAUGGAAAAGCACUGGAAAAGCUGCCUACAGGUUGGCCAGACACGUUACCACUGUCUUUGGCUCUGGGAACAGUUGGCAUGCCAGGCCUAACAGCCUACUUUGGCCUACUUGAAAUCUGUGGUGUGAAGGGUGGAGAAACAGUGAUGGUUAAUGCAGCAGCGGGAGCAGUGGGCUCUGUUGUGGGACAGAUAGCUAAGCUGAAGGGCUGCAAAGUUGUUGGAGCAGCAGGGUCUGACGAAAAGGUUGCCUACCUUAAAAAGAUUGGAUUUGAUGUUGCCUUUAACUACAAGAAAGUCGAGUCUUUGGAAGAAACUUUGAAAAAAGCCUCUCCUGAUGGAUAUGAUUGUUAUUUUGAUAACGUAGGUGGAGUGUUUUCAAACACUGUUAUCUGCCAGAUGAAGAAAUUCGGAAGAAUUGCCAUAUGUGGGGCCAUCUCUACAUAUAACCGUACUGGCGAACUUCCCCCAGGCCCACCCCCAGAGAAUAUGAUCUAUCAGCAACUCCGCAUGGAAGGGUUCAUCGUCACCACCUGGCAAGGAGAAGUCCGCGAGAAGGCUCUGAAAGACUUGCUGAAAUGGGUCUUGGAGGGUAAAAUCCAGUACCAUGAACACAUCACUGAAGGAUUUGAAAACAUGCCAGCUGCAUUUAUGGGAAUGCUGAAAGGGGAAAAUUUGGGGAAAGCAAUAGUGAAGGCAUAAAAAAGUGGCAUAUCAGGGGCCAGCCCUGUGGCUGAGUGGUUAAGUUCGGGUGCUCUGCUUUGGCGGCCCAGGGUUUCGCUGGUUCGGAUCCUGGGCGUGGAACUAGGACCACUCAUCAAGCCAUGCUGAGGUGGCACCCCACAAAGAACUAGAAGGACCUACAACUAAGAUAUAUACCUAUGUACUGGGGGGCUUUGGGGAGAAGGAAAAAAAAAGAUUGGCAACAGAUGUUUGCUCAGGGCCAAUCUUAAAAAAAAAGGCACAUGGAAUCUGGAGAUUAUUUGGAUGAUUAAUUUCUUUUUAACCAUUUUCUAAAAACAUAUACUGAUAGGGGAAAGGGGGUUGGGGGGAGGGCACUAGGGGUGAAGUGGUGUACCUAUAACAUGACUAAUAAUGAUGUACAACUGUAAUUUCACAAGGUUGUUAACUUUCAUAACCUUAAUAAAAAAAUGUAUACUGCCUUCAGUAUGUAAGAAAUAGUAAUUGUAAUGAGUUUGAUCAACCUAAUAAAAUACAUUUAAGUGGUA
This is a messenger RNA of Equus caballus (horse), 1779 nucleotides long. RefSeq names its product prostaglandin reductase 1 (gene PTGR1). NCBI's taxonomy places the organism in Eukaryota, Metazoa, Chordata, Mammalia, Perissodactyla, Equidae. Gene Ontology annotation, biological process: prostaglandin metabolic process. Gene Ontology annotation, molecular function: 2-alkenal reductase [NAD(P)H] activity; 15-oxoprostaglandin 13-reductase [NAD(P)+] activity. The record is from RefSeq and is a predicted model, not a curated record. Gene Ontology annotation, cellular component: cytoplasm.